UUGUUGUUAUUAUUAUUAUGUCUAGACAUUCAAUUUUAUCAGGAAUUCGAAAUAAUAAUAAUAAUUUAUCCGAUUCAUUAAAUUGGUCAUUUGUUCAGGUAAAAGGAACAUUGGAAGAUGAAUUUAGUGAUGCUGAUUUAAUAUCAUGUGUGGAAUUCAAUUCCACUGGACAAUUAUUAGCAUGUGGUGAUAAAGGUGGAAGAAUAGUUAUAUUUCAGGAAAAUGAAAGAAAAAAAACAACCGAAUACGAUCUUUAUAGUACAUUUCAAAGUCAUGAAGCUGAAUUUGAUUAUCUGAAAAGUAUUGAGAUUGAAGAAAAAAUUAAUAAAAUCUGUUGGUUAGAUGAAUCAAAAACAGCUGCAAAUCAUUUUAUGUUGACAACAAAUGAUAAAACAAUAAAAUUAUGGAAAUUAUCCGAAAAAGAUAAACGUAUUGAUGAUAGUUUACCGAAUAUUAAUCGAAAUUAUAUUGGUUGUGAUUCGAAUGGUACAAGUGAAUAUGAUCUAUUGGAUCAAAAUGAAUUAAGGAUUCCAAAAAUGAUGUCCACCGAACCAACUAUUCGAUCAAAUCUUCGUCGUAUAUUUUCCAAUGCACAUUCAUUUCAUAUCAAUUCAGUUUCAAUUAAUAGUGAUCAAGAAACAUUUAUAUCGUCGGAUGAAUUGCGAAUAAAUCUUUGGAAUCUAGAUAUUACGAAUGAAAGUUUUGUGAUUGUCGAUAUAAAACCUUCUAAUAUGGCUGAUCUAUCCGAAGUGAUUAGUGCGGCCGAAUUUCAUCCACAACAUUGUAACAUAUUUGCAUAUUCAACAAGUAAAGGUUCAAUUAAAUUAUGUGACAUGAGAGAAGCUGCAUUAUGUGAUCAUUAUUCAAAAAUAUUUCGAGAUACUGUUAAAAGUUCGGAUAAUUCAAAUUUUUUUCAUGAACUUAUAUCUGUAAUAUCGGAUCUAAAAUUUACAAAUAGUGGUCGUUAUAUGAUUACACGUGAUUAUAUGACCGUAAAUGUAUGGGAUUUGAAUAUGGAAAGAAAUCCAAUUGAAACAUAUGAAGUUCAUGAAUAUUUACGUGGACGAUUAGGUACACUUUAUGAAAAUGAAUAUAUAUUCGAUAAAUUUGAAUUCUCAUUAAGCGGAAACGAUGAUUAUAUAAUGACUGGUUCAUAUAAUUUUUUCAAAAUAAUCGAUCGUAAAACUGAACAAGAAUCAUUAUAUGAAAUUAAUAAAGAUAUUGUUAAACAAAAACAUCUUCGUCCACAAAAAGUAGCACAACCUACGGAUAGUUUUCGAAGAAAAACAAAAAAAGAUGAAAUAAUUGUCGACAAUAUUGAUCUAAAUCGACGCAUUUAUCAUACGGCAUGGAAUCCGAAUAAAAAUCUGAUCGCUGUUGCAUCUACAAAAAAUUUAUUCAUUUUUCAAUCAUGAUCGACAAUAGAGAGAGACUGUUUUUACAAGAUUCAUUUUUUAUACAAUCCAUUUUUUUUAUACAUUUCAUUGAUAUUUAAACAACAAAACAAAAAAACAUUCAUC
Molecule: messenger RNA, 1520 nt
Organism: Dermatophagoides pteronyssinus (European house dust mite)
Lineage: Eukaryota; Metazoa; Arthropoda; Arachnida; Sarcoptiformes; Pyroglyphidae
Product: serine/threonine-protein phosphatase 2A 55 kDa regulatory subunit B delta isoform-like
Cellular component (GO): protein phosphatase type 2A complex
Molecular function (GO): protein phosphatase regulator activity; protein binding
Source: RefSeq, a predicted model, not a curated record